UUGCUUGCAUACAAUAAUAAAUAUACUUACUUAUCGCUGGUCUGGGGCUCUUGUCAUUACCUAGAGCACCUCGGGAGCGGACACUGUCGAGAUAAUGGAGAAAUACGUGAUUGUAGUGCUCAGUGUUGUGCUAACCUCCACAGUUGUCCAAACGGCCUACAAACCAAACGCGUUAAAACAAUACCGAAAAGACUAUGAGUACAAUCCUAAGACAGAUGCAUUCUACAAACUGCACAUCGAGUCAGCGAGGCAUUGGGAGGUGAAGGACCGGUGUAAGGUGGAGGGAGCGGAACCAAUGGUCCCGAUAUCAGACUUCGAUAUAAUGCAAGUGCACGCCAUGCUGAAGCAGUUCGGUGACAUCGGCAAGUAUGUGUGGGUGGGAGAUGAUGGACUUAGCCAUGAUUCUGCUGAGGAACCCGCUAUUAUUGAUUUGGAUCCCGAAGACGAUGAUAUAGAAGAAACAGGGGAGUGCGAUGUGGUGACGCGUGAUGGUGACAUAGAAACUAUGUACUGCUACCGAGAUCUGCCGUUUAUUUGCAAAGUGGAAGCUAAGGACGCUCCCUAUGACCCACAUUGCAAUGUCUUUGGGAAAGACUACGUACACUACCCAUUAGUGGGCAGUUGCUACAAGAUCCCGAAGAUCGCAUAUUCUUGGAGCGAAGCCUACUCUGAGUGUUUUGCGGAGGGGGCUCAUCUCGUGGUCAUCAACUCCGCGAUGGAACACGAAGCCAUUUGGAACCUUACGAAUACAGGGCCUAAGGUUCCAGGUGCCAGAGCAUCGUACUUCUUCUUUGCUGGCUACAGAGCAGAAAGACCGGUUGGAUUUGAGCCUGUUGAGUUUAGGACUAUAUUUAACCAAACCUUAGACGAAGCUGGCUUCAGCGCGUGGUCGGAAAACGAGCCAAACAACGCCCUUCACAACGAGUACUGUGGCUCCAUCUUCCAGAAUGAUGGCAAACUAAACGAUCUGGACUGCUCCCAUCGUUUCGCAUUCAUUUGUGAAAUAGAAGUCACUUGGUCUCCAUAGGUGACAUAUAAAAGAUGGACUUUAUAAGUGUUAUAUUCAGAAAAAAACUGAAAGGUACAAAAAACUAAGGGCAAGGAGGUUCCAGAUAAAGUUUUAGAUAGAUAUCUGACAGAUAAAGACAUUGAAGUUUAGAAGUCAAAAUUAAAUCCAAAGAAAGUACUCGGAUAUUUAAAACUUUAUCUGGAACCUCUGAAAUUAGUCUGGAGUCUAGAACAAGAGUUUACAAGAGCAUUCGCUUGCAGCGUAUUUGCAAAAUUCUUCAAAUGUAAACCUCUGUUUACAUUACACAAAACACAGCGUUCUUUUGUUUUUCUUUUUAAAAUCUAUUUCUAUCAGGUGGGAAUUUAAUGAUCUUUCACUAGCUUUAUACGUACACUCAAAAGUAACAGUUAGCUAAGUAAAUUAAUGCCGACUAUUCUCAGCCGCUGAAAUAAUGUAAUAAACACUUUUGGAAACUAGAUAACUAAGUUACAGCAAUUGUGAAGAACUUGUUAUUAAUUUAAAGUCUAAGAAUGUUCGAAUGAGUUGCCUGUCGUCAA
Messenger RNA from Helicoverpa armigera (cotton bollworm), 1566 nucleotides. It is a transcript of the gene CTL11, whose product is annotated as macrophage mannose receptor 1. The transcript is spliced from 6 exons. Lineage: Eukaryota; Metazoa; Arthropoda; Insecta; Lepidoptera; Noctuidae. Bases 95 to 1027 code for a protein of 310 amino acids. Gene Ontology annotation, molecular function: signaling receptor activity. The record is from RefSeq and is a predicted model, not a curated record.